Medicago truncatula (barrel medic) is the source of this 291-nucleotide messenger RNA. RefSeq names its product classical arabinogalactan protein 11. The transcript has a single exon. Lineage: Eukaryota; Viridiplantae; Streptophyta; Magnoliopsida; Fabales; Fabaceae. The record is from RefSeq and is a predicted model, not a curated record. Bases 1 to 291 code for a protein of 96 amino acids.
AUGGCUUCAAAGGUAUUCGUUCUCGCGCUCAUCUUUGUUGUCAUUGUUGGCGUGGCUAUGGCCGCUGAAGCCCCAGCUUCAUCACCAAAGGCAUCAGCACCAGUUGCAGAAGCAGAAUCGCCAAAAACCUCAGAGGCUCCUACCACCUUUUCUGAUUCACCUCCUGCCCAAUCCCCAGUGGUUGUUGACGUUGUCCCUCCUGUUUCCGGCCCUGGUGCAGCUAGUGGUGCUUCUUCUUUGAAAGUCUCCGCUGUUGUUGCUGUCGCCGCAGCUGGCUACUUUGCCUUUUAA